Molecule: messenger RNA, 1861 nt
Organism: Lytechinus pictus (painted urchin)
Lineage: Eukaryota; Metazoa; Echinodermata; Echinoidea; Temnopleuroida; Toxopneustidae
Product: ras-related protein Rab-32-like
Exons: 5
Coding region: 1-705 (234 amino acids)
Biological process (GO): phagosome-lysosome fusion; endosome to lysosome transport
Cellular component (GO): Golgi apparatus; lysosome; phagocytic vesicle
Molecular function (GO): GTPase activity; GTP binding
Source: RefSeq, a predicted model, not a curated record
AUGAUCCUCAUUUCUUUCUCCUUUUUUCCCCUUUUUGCCAAUCUCUUUGCCUCCACCAUACAGGCGGCAGCAGGUGAGAAGAGAGAGCAUCUUUAUAAGGUGCUGGUCAUAGGAGACUUGGGAGUCGGCAAAACCAGUGUCAUCAAGAGAUACGUCCAUCAGUUCUUCUCACAGCACUACAGAGCCACAAUUGGUGUCGACUUUGCCUUAAAAGUGAUCAACUGGGAUGCAGAUACACUAAUCAGAUUACAACUAUGGGAUAUAGCAGGUCAAGAAAGGUUCGGCAACAUGACCAGAGUAUACUACAAAGAAGCUGUAGGGGCUUUCAUCGUCUUUGACGUGACCAGGGUGUCAACGUUUGAAGCCGUAGCCAAGUGGAAGCAUGAUUUAGACUCAAAAGUGCAACUCCCCAACGGCAGUACCAUUCCAGCUGUCCUAUUAGCUAAUAAGUGUGAUCAAACCAAAGAAGGCCUUGUUAAUAAUAGCAGUCAGAUGGACGAGUACUGCAAGGAUAAAGGGUUCAUCAACUGGUUUGAGACAUCGGCCAAAGACAACAUCAACAUUGAUGAAGCUGCAAGGUUUCUAGUCACCAGUAUCCUAGCCAACGACAAAGCAAUAAACCACGAGGAGACUGAACCAGAUGGGGAUCCUUUCAAGUUAGAUGGUGAAAAACCACCGGUGGAAGAGAAGGGGGCGUGUUGCUGACCCCCUAGUUAUUACCCUUUCCCCUCUUCUUCUCUCCCUUUUCUACCAUUCAGUGAUAUACAUGUAUUUACAUGUGCUGUACACCUAACAUUAUUCCACAGCUAUUGAAAUGAAUAUAUACCUGAGCUGUAUGGUGUCUGUUACUCACUAAUCAUUCACCAUUGAAUUGGAAUGUAAUGUACGUAAAUCUAUUUAAGGCAUAUGUUCACCCAAUCUCAGUUAUUCGUAUGUGAGAUCCGUGCUGGCUCGCAAGCAGAUCUAAGGCAAUUAGAGGCAAGAUUAUAAUGUGUGACCUAUACAUUGAGACUUAUGACAAGCGGGUUCUAAUUUAAAGCUAUCAAAUCAACUUGUAUAUUUUUAAACAAAUAUUUACUGAUAUGUUAAUUUUCACAUUUGUCAUUUUCUGUUAAUAUCUUUUUAUCAUUUUUAUUUGAGAAAUCUGUGUUCAAGGGUACGCUUCUACUGAAUAGUGAGUUGACUGAAAACGGUAAAAUGCACUCACAAAAAAAAAAAACAAGACAAUAAUGCUUUCAAGAUCAUGCAGCUGCACUUUUGUACAUUUUCCUUUGAACAAAUUAAGACAUGAUUUGUGAAGAAGUGAUGCACCUUUUUAAUUUGCAUUGAAGAUGAUUAACCCAUAGGAAUGCCUCUACCAAGUAAUUUACUCUUUCGGUAAUCACUUUUUACCAUGCGAUCAUUACCAGGGACUCUUGCUCCAUGGUUGUUUGAUGAACUAGGUGGCUUUCAAGUUACAAUCGCAAUGUGCCAGUUGUCCAUGAAUAUUCAGACAAGAAUGGUCGAGAAUUCUUCUAGGUGCGUGUUGUUCCCCUCCCUCGGGUAAUUUAUUGAACCUCGGUUUGAUAAUAAGUUUGCAUUUUACUUAGAACUCAAAGUUCUCUUGCUGUUAGAUGAUCAAAGUUUCAUUCAAGUGAUAGCUGAAAGUGAUUUGGCUGUUUGAUUGUCAAAGUUGCAUUCAAGUGAGAACUCAAAGUGAUAUAGCUGUUUGAUUGUCAAAGUUGCGUUCAAGUGAGAACUCAAAGUGGUAUAAGCUGUUUGAUUGUCAAAGUUGCGUUCAAGUGAGAACUCAAAGUGAUAUAGCUGUUUGAUUGUCAAAGUUGCAUUCAAGUGAGAACUCCGAGUGAUAUCGCUGUUUGAU